Messenger RNA from Penicillium cosmopolitanum, 450 nucleotides. Its product is annotated as tautomerase family protein. Lineage: Eukaryota; Fungi; Ascomycota; Eurotiomycetes; Eurotiales; Aspergillaceae. Bases 1 to 450 code for a protein of 149 amino acids. The transcript has a single exon. The record is from RefSeq and is a predicted model, not a curated record.
AUGCCCCUCUGGCAAAUCUACCAUCCAGGCGGCACCUUUGAAGAUGCCGCGUCCAAACAAGCCCUAUCGCAAGACAUUACCAAGAUGUAUACGGGAAUCGGCCUUCCCGCGAUCUAUGUGGUGGCCCAAUUCAUCCAACAGUCUGAGAGUGAUGUCUGGGUUGGUGGAAAACAAAAGACAGACAAACCAUUCAUUCGUGUUGUCAUUACCCAAAUUGCUGUCCGCUUGCCUAAUGAUGACGCGGCGUACCAAAGAAACACAACCAAAAUCGACCAACUCUUGAAGCCUCAUGUUGCCGACAGAGGAUAUGAUUGGGAGUAUCAUGUAGUUGAGACUGAGAGAAGGCUUUGGAAGAUCAAUGGCAUGAUCCCUCCACCACGAAAUAGUGAGGCGGAACAUAAGUGGUUUACCGAGAACUGGCCAGUGUCGUAUGAGGGAGCCUAUGUCUAG